AUGAUGUCCAUCUUGGUUCACUUUGUUCACUUGUUUCAAAAGGAUGAGAUGAUUGCAAUUGACUUGGAGUUUCACCAAUGGCAAUUACAGUAUCAGAUAUCUACCACGUUUCUUUUACUUGUAAUUACGCCGACUUUGUACUAUUUGUACUGUAAGUAUGUAACUUCAUCUCCCAACGCGUAUAACAAGUUGGAAUCGCCUGUUAAUUUCACAAUUUCGAUUCCCGAGGAGGCUAGACCGAAUUGGAAGGGCAAAAGACUAUAUCCCAAGCCCAGUGUUGCGAUUGAAAAUGACGAUACAAAGAUACGAAGUUAUUGUCCUGCGACUGGCCAGAAUUUAGGAGUGUUUAAUGCCACAAGUAGAACAGAAAUGGAUGAGAUGAUUGCAAACGCAGCGAAAGCACAGGAAAAAUGGAGCAAGAGUCUGUUUUCCAUAAGAAGAAAGUUGCUUAAAAGUUUAGCCAAGUUCAUCCUUGAAAACCAGGAGAACAUUGCCCGCAUUGCAUGUAGAGAUUCAGGGAAAACAAAAUUGGACGCAUCCAUGGGUGAAAUAAUGGUUACUUUGGAGAAACUCAAUUGGAUAGUAGCUCACGGAGAAAAAGUCUUGAAGCCGAGCCAAAGACCCGGACCUUCUAAUUUUCUCUUGGGGUUGUUGAAAAAUGCAGAAGUAAGAUACGAACCAAUGGGUGUUGUUUCGUCAAUCAUCUCUUGGAACUAUCCUUUCCACAAUUUGAUGGGUCCUGUAAUUGCAGCUUUAUUUACUGGUAAUGCUAUAAUUGUGAAAUGUUCAGAAAAUGUUGUAUGGUCGAGUAAAUGGUUUAUUGAAAUGUGCCGCACUGCUUUAAGGAGCUUGGAUAUAGACCAAGACUUGAUUCAAUUAUGUUGUUGUUUUCCUAAAGAUGCAGACUAUUUCACAUCUCAUCCGGGCAUACGCCAUAUUACAUUCAUCGGCUCCAAACCCAUUGCGCACCAUGUAGUCACCAAUGCUGCAAAGGAACUUACACCUUGUGUUGUUGAAUUGGGUGGCAAGGAUGCAUUCAUUGUUUUAGACGAUGUCGAAGAUAUCGAUGCCAUAUCUUCGAUUAUCCUUAGAGGUACAUUUCAAAGUGCGGGACAAAACUGUAUAGGAAUUGAAAGGGUUAUUUGUAUGCCUCGGACUUAUGAUAAGAUGGUAACAUUGUUGACGGAACGUGUACCGCAACUCAGGGUAGGUUCCGAUAUUGAUCAAUUGGAUGAAAUAGAUAUGGGAGCAAUGAUUUCCGAUAAUAGAUUCAAGUAUUUUGAAGACCUCAUACAAGAUGCAGUUAAAAAAGGCGCUAAACUUGUAUGUGGAGGCAAACCAUACCAACAUCCCAACUAUCCUCAGGGUCAUUUUUUUGAACCAACAUUACUUAUUGAUGUGGAUCCAUCAAUGGAUGUGUUCAACCAAGAAGUGUUUGGCCCAAUAUUGACCAUGAUUAAAGCCGAGAGCAUCAACAAUGCAAUUGAGUUAGCUAACGCUUCAGAAUAUGGUUUGGGAAAUUCAAUAUUUGGCUCGAAUUAUAAGCAAUUGAACCAAUUGGCUAAUGAAUUGAAAAGUGGAAAUGUUGCUAUUAAUGACUUUGCCACGUAUUAUGUUGCACAAUUGCCAUUUGGUGGAGUUAAGAAAUCCGGAUACGGGAAAUUUGGAGGCGAGGAAGGUUUGCUUGGGUUGUGCAAUGCCAAAUCUGUGGUUAUGGAUAAACCCUUUUUCAGGAUGUUGGGAGUUGCCACAUCGAUUCCAAAACCAAUUGACUAUCCGAUAAAAGACGACAAGAAAGCAUGGGGGUUUGUACGGAGCUUAAAUAUCGCAGGUUACGAUGGAAGAAUUUGGGCUAAAGUAAAGGCGUUCAAGAGUCUCGCCAAAGGAGGUGCCUAA
Messenger RNA from Lodderomyces oxycetoniae, 1896 nucleotides. It is a transcript of the gene MSC7, whose product is annotated as meiotic recombination directing protein. The record is from RefSeq and is a predicted model, not a curated record. The transcript has a single exon. The coding region runs from base 1 to 1896 and encodes 631 amino acids. Gene Ontology annotation, molecular function: oxidoreductase activity, acting on the aldehyde or oxo group of donors, NAD or NADP as acceptor. Lineage: Eukaryota; Fungi; Ascomycota; Pichiomycetes; Serinales; Debaryomycetaceae.